Molecule: messenger RNA, 840 nt
Organism: Histoplasma capsulatum G186AR
Lineage: Eukaryota; Fungi; Ascomycota; Eurotiomycetes; Onygenales; Ajellomycetaceae
Exons: 3
Coding region: 1-840 (279 amino acids)
Cellular component (GO): eukaryotic translation initiation factor 3 complex; cytoplasm
Molecular function (GO): translation initiation factor activity
Source: RefSeq, a predicted model, not a curated record
AUGGCGCCUUCAAAGUGGGACGAUGAAGAGGAGAGUACACCCCCCUCCUCCCCUCCUCUUGUUUCAACAACGACACAGAGACGCAAGUUCGAUGACGAGGAGGAUAGCGAUGAUGUAGUCGACGACUGGGAAGCCGCCGAAGACUCCGAAGUCGAGCGCGAAAAGGCUGCCAAAGCCGCCGCAGCGAAAGCAAAAGCCGAAGCCGAAGCGGCUGCGAACAAGAAAUCCAAAACCCAACGGAUACAAGAGCGCAAGGAGCAACGGCGGCACGAACAACUAUCCAGCGACGACGACGAUGAUGAUGACGAUGAAGACGAGGCCGCCGUGCGCGCCCGUCUCCGGCGCACAGAGAAGGACGCAGACCUCGCCCACGCCCAGGACCUCAUUGGCGACAUCGACCUGAACCGCACCCGCUCCACCAUUCCGAAAGCCGCCGUCGUCAUCGGCGACAAAUCUGACCCGACCAAAUCUAUAGACCUCUCCGCCAUCCCCCUCUUCAAGCCGGGGACCAAGACGCAGUUCGCAGAGCUGACCGACGCGCUGAUCCCGCUGCUGACAGCCCAGUCGAAGAAGCCGCAGUAUGCCAUGUGGGCUCAGGAUUUCGCGAAGAAGCUCGUCAAGGAGUUGCCGAGCGGGGAUAUCAAGAAGAUAGCGAGCGCGUUGACGGCCGUGGGGAAUGAGAAGCUGAAGGAGGAGAAGGCGGCGGAUAAAGGGGGGAAGAAGAGCAAGGCGGCCAAGACGAAGACGAGCGUUGUGGUUGGGAGGGAUGUUGGGGGCGCGCGCGGCGCUGAUCUCACGGCGUAUGAUGGGGAUGAUUUGGGUGAUGAUGACUUUAUGUGA